AUGUUUGGGCGCCCAUUCCAGGACAUCAGAGUCUUGAAGGAUAUCAUGAUCGAGGUAGGCUUCAAAGAUGUCUACGCUCAGAUGUUCAAGUGGCCCACGAAUUCAUGGCCCAAAGACCGAAAGCACAGGGAACUCGGUUUUUGGAACCACGACAACUUCUGUGCUGGACUCGAGGGCUUCAUGAUGGCACCUCUCACGAGAGCACACAACUGGACCAAAGAGGAAGUCACUGUUUUCGGGAUGCAGGUGCGCAAUGACAUGAGAAACAGAAACAUACAUGCCUAUUCUGCCGUCUGGUCGAUCUACGGGCGGAAGCCAGGCAACAACGAGGCAUAG
This is a messenger RNA of Colletotrichum gloeosporioides, 336 nucleotides long. RefSeq lists its product as uncharacterized. The record is from RefSeq and is a predicted model, not a curated record. The coding region runs from base 1 to 336 and encodes 111 amino acids. The transcript is spliced from 2 exons. NCBI's taxonomy places the organism in Eukaryota, Fungi, Ascomycota, Sordariomycetes, Glomerellales, Glomerellaceae.